CACAAAACUAAAUGUUUCAUGCGUCAAUAGUGAAACUUGUCAAGCACUCACACCAUGUCUGUUAGCAACGAUCUCAUCUGGCAAGUUAUCCGUGAAAACAACCGCUUCCUCGUUAAGCGUUCUGAAUUCGGCGGCAUCCAAUUCAACCGUGAGCCCUUCAACGCUACCGGAAAGAACGCUCAACGUUACUCCGGUCUUAGCAGCGACCGUGCCGUUGGUAUCAACGCUAACAGCCCUCGUGGUGUUGUUAUGGUCACCAAGACCAACCCCAAGAACGCUCAAAAGCCCGCCAAGCUUUUCCGCACUGAUGUUAUUGCUAACAAGUCUUCUCGUAAGACCUACAAGAGCGUUGCUGGCCGCGUUGGCAAGACUGGUUACCGUCCUGACCUUUUGAACGUUGCUAUUGCUCGUUCUUCUGCUAUUCUUGCCUCUCAACGCCCUAAGAAGAACUCUGCUUAAAUGUGGUGGUUGUAGAAAAUAAAAUCUGAGUUCAUGCUUAUUUACCUGUAUUUGUUCAGUUAUUUGUACCUUAUAGAGUAGCAGAAUAAUUGUUCACUUUUAAUAUUUUUAUAUGAAAUUCCC
This is a messenger RNA of Schizosaccharomyces octosporus yFS286, 582 nucleotides long. Its product is annotated as 60S ribosomal protein L28/L44. Gene Ontology annotation, molecular function: structural constituent of ribosome. Gene Ontology annotation, cellular component: ribosome; cytosolic large ribosomal subunit. The transcript has a single exon. Lineage: Eukaryota; Fungi; Ascomycota; Schizosaccharomycetes; Schizosaccharomycetales; Schizosaccharomycetaceae. Bases 55 to 459 code for a protein of 134 amino acids. Gene Ontology annotation, biological process: translation. The record is from RefSeq and is a predicted model, not a curated record.